Messenger RNA from Rhododendron vialii, 1775 nucleotides. RefSeq names its product equilibrative nucleotide transporter 3-like. Lineage: Eukaryota; Viridiplantae; Streptophyta; Magnoliopsida; Ericales; Ericaceae. Gene Ontology annotation, molecular function: nucleoside transmembrane transporter activity. The transcript is spliced from 10 exons. Gene Ontology annotation, biological process: nucleoside transmembrane transport. The coding region runs from base 229 to 1485 and encodes 418 amino acids. The record is from RefSeq and is a predicted model, not a curated record. Gene Ontology annotation, cellular component: plasma membrane.
UACUUAUAUACUGAUUUCUUCUUCUUGGACUAGAGCUUUUCAUUUUUUCCCCACUGGUUGGACUCAAUAUACUUCUGUUUAGAUUGUCUCAGUGCCGAGCACACUUUUCUUCACAUUGGAUACUCUCUGUGUAGAGCUUUCAUGCCUUCAGAUACUAGAGCUUUGUUGGAUGGUUCGCUGUGGCCUGUGGGCUGCCACGUGUCUAAUGAGUUGUGAAAGGGAGCAACCAUGCCUCUCAUAAGUGAAAAUGGGGAUCCAAAUAAGCUUAAGGGAAAGUAUGCUGCAAUGUUGGUUUGUUGGCUUCUCGGAAAUGGGUGCCUUUUCUCGUGGAAUAGUAUGCUUAAGAUUGAAGAUUACUAUGCUACCUUAUUCCCACGAUACCACCCCUCGAGGGUCCUCUCUCUUGUAUAUCAACCGUUUGCACUUGGAGUGCUUGCAAUCCUGACAUACAAAGAGGCAAAAAUCAAUACUAGGCGAAGGAACCUAUUUGGAUAUACCCUAUUUUUCAUAAGCUCUCUUUUGGUUCUUGUUUUGGAUUUAGCUACAUCUGGGAAAGGGGGAAUUGGAACUUAUAUCGGAAUAUGUUUUAUUAGCGGUGCUUUUGGAGUUGCGGAUGCUCAUGUUCAGGGUGGAAUGGUUGGAGAUCUCUCAUACAUGCUACCCGAGUUUAUUCAACCUUUCCUUGCUGGUUUGGCUGCAUCCGGGGCUCUGACCUCUGGCCUGAGGUUGAUUACAAAGGCAGCAUUUGAGAAUUCCAGGGAUGGCCUGCGCAAGGGAGCUAUUUUAUUCUUUGCUAUCUCUGCAUUCUUUGAACUGCUCUGCGUUCUUCUCUAUGCAUUUGUAUUUCCAAAGCUUCCAAUUGUAAAGUAUUACCGCUCAAAGGCAGCAUCAGAAGGAUCCAAAACUGUUUCAGCUGACCUUGCUGCUGGUGGCAUUUAUGCAGAACCAGUACAAGAAGCUGAGGAAGACCCUAAACGACUCGAGCGACUAAGCACCAAGGAAUUGUUGUUUAAAAACAUGGAUUAUGCACUUGACAUGUUUCUGAUUUAUGCUCUGACAUUGUCGAUUUUCCCUGGAUUUUUAUCUGAAGAUACUGGAUCACAUAGAUGGGGCGGAUGGUAUGUACUUGUUCUGUUAGCAAUGUAUGACGUGUGGGAUCUUAUCGGGAGAUACAUACCACUUGUAAAAUGCAUGAAGUUGGAAUCGCGGAAAGGACUUACUAUUGCAAUUCUUUCUCGCCUCCUUCUUGUCCCGGCCUUCUAUUUCACAGUCAAAUAUGGCGACCAGGGUUGGAUGAUAAUGCUUACAUCCUUCUUGGGGUUAACUAAUGGUUACCUCACUGUCUGUGUCCUGACUUCUGCUCCAAAAGGUUACAAGGGACCGGAGCAAAAUGCAUUGGGAAAUAUACUUGUGCUGUUUCUUCUAGGGGGGAUAUUUGCAGGGGUGACACUUGACUGGUUGUGGCUCAUAGGGAAAGGUUGGUGACCAUUUUUAUUCAAGUUUAAUCUCUAGCUAGCGAUUUUUUGUCGCCCCCCUCCUUUCGACAGCACAAAAUGAAUAAUUACAAUUUGUAAAAUCUCAAUUCUCGAAUCAAAGAAAAAGUAGUGGUACGAGAGCCAUGUUUAGAACAAGGUGGAAGAAGUGUUGCUCCAAUUUAUACUUGUAUAAGUACGUGAAACGGAAUAAUUAAAAACAUGCUCACAAGCGUUUGUGUAUUGUGUUUCUUUUUGUGCUAGAUAGACAAGUUAAUUGUCGAACGUAUUUUGAGUCGAAAA